AGCUGCUAUAGCAGCUGCUGCUAAUUGCUAAUGCGCAGGCACCCUGUCUCAGCGCACACCCGCCGGAGAAAUGUGAAUGCGCGGGGAGCCUGCGUGGCACGUGACCGUCAUGUCUUGGCGCCCGCAUGCGCUAGAACAUCGCGAGCAACUUUGUCGCGACAGCCUCGAAAAUCCUCCACGGAAGGCUUGUCGUCCCGCCCCCGUCCCGAACCGUCACCAUCUUGGACGCGUCCGGAGAAAGCAUCUAACCAUUUGUAGAAGCGGUCCCCCUUCGCGCCCGCCGGAGCUGCAGACGGACAAAGGGCUGCAGGCCUCGACAAAGGCCCUCCCUCCAGCCGACCGCACACUCUCCUCCCACCACAACCCGCCGUAUCUCUACACCGCCAACCGCUCGCCGCCAUGGAGGAGGAAAUGAAGGACGCUCCCCGCGCGCCUGUGCAGGCUCCCACAUUCCGCCCGCCAAGGAUGGUGUCAAGGCCGAAGCCGCCCGUCCAGCAGGAAGAGGAGCUGGGCGCCGAACCCAAGCUGGGCGACUUCGAAGGGGAACACGCGCUCUCGAUCUCUGAGGCCCGCGCUGUGGUUACGGCUAUACAUGGCGCGAGGCGGAAGAAGGACACGAAUGCCAACCCGCUGGGCGGGGACAGGGUGCACAACGAUUCGCAAUCGAUCCAGCAGUUCGUCGACUACCUCGACAUGUUCUCCCGUUACAAGCAGACUGAAAACCUGCAUGCAAUGGGCGCCAUCUUCGACGCGAACCCCCAAAUCUCCUCUGUUGAGCGGGCGCUGCUUGGAUCCCUCUGUCCCGACACCGCCGACGAGGCCAAGACCCUCAUCCCGUCGCUGGCCACCAAGUUCGACGAUGACAACCUGCAGCCGAUACUAGACGAACUGCAGAAACUCCAGGAUCGGUUUGGAUAGACGAGUUCUUCAAUCUCUGCUUCAGGCAGUGGGCUGCCGCCGACAAGAAGCACGACGCCUGGCUCCGCGAGAACCAAAUCCCCGAGGACGCCGAGGCUGCCGGAGGAUUUGCUCAACCUUGAGCUUUUGUCGAAACGAAGGUAAUGCCGCGGUGAUGAUGGCGGCGAAAAACAGCGGAUGAACGUGAACAUGCGACUGCGAAUGCAUGGGAUGGCGUUUUGAUUAUUGCGAUACCAUUGAUAGACCAAUGUGUCUCAUUAUUGCACCAAAAUGCUGACGAUCCUCUCGUGAGGCUACAGUAGGGUAUUUCUUGCCACAAUACACCCACAUUUCUAUUCUC
Molecule: messenger RNA, 1258 nt
Organism: Trematosphaeria pertusa
Lineage: Eukaryota; Fungi; Ascomycota; Dothideomycetes; Pleosporales; Trematosphaeriaceae
Product: DNA directed RNA polymerase 2 polypeptide d
Exons: 4
Coding region: 400-918 (172 amino acids)
Biological process (GO): positive regulation of translational initiation; nuclear-transcribed mRNA catabolic process, deadenylation-dependent decay; mRNA export from nucleus in response to heat stress
Cellular component (GO): P-body; RNA polymerase II, core complex
Molecular function (GO): nucleotide binding; translation initiation factor binding
Source: RefSeq, a predicted model, not a curated record